UAAUAAUAAUAAACAGCAGAUGUCAGUGUGUACAUUUCACUAGCCACAGUAAGCGCCGCCGACGUUGCGCCGGCAGGAUGUGACGUCAGAACCGCUAAAAAUUUAAAUUUCCUAACGGCUACUCGGCGGCGGCUGAAGGAACCAUGAUGGAGAAUACGUUUCCAAUAUACAAGGUGGAUGCCAUUGUGCAGUUUUUUCGAACCGAAGUCUUGACAGGGCAAGAGGCGAAACAUUUCACCAAAGGUGAUAUCACUCCAAAUCCGAAGGCAGAUGUCAACCAGAGACUUUACAUGAGAAUCUUGCAGCUUGUAUAUCGCUUCAGGCUUGAGUGCCAUUACCUGGCACCUCUCUCCGAAAAUCUCCAAUACCCAAUGUUACAUGAGUGGUCUACACCAGUCUUGAGCCUUUAUGUAUGCAUGUGCCAGUUUUUACCAGUGUGCCAUGUGUAUGACUUUUCAAUGACUGACCUGCUUAAUCCCAAGCCCAAGAGAACGAUCACUAUUUUAAGUGGAAUCCAAAAUUUCCUGCACUUUAGGAAACAGAGGUUGGAAAUAAUUGCAGGCCACCAACAGGCUCUUCGGGCAGAUAUGGAUAAACUUCAGUCAUGCACGAAAGGCAUUAAGGAUGCUGAAAAGAAGAUAGAGAAGCUGAUGACAAUCCCACCAGAGCAGCAAGCAGAGGCUAAAGAACUGGCUGCAGCCCUCAAUGAAGUGAAAAACGCUACAUUGCAAGAAUCCCAGGAAGCGAAAGCCAUUAAUGAACAGGUCGCAGAGUGGAAAAGUGAAAUUGCAGAACGAAUGAAGAAACUGGGCCAGAGGAAGAUAGACGUGGCCACUCACAAAGAUGAAAUAGCCAAACUUAAAUCUCAGAUCGUCGAGUCACCCGAGGAGCUCAAGAACGAGAUGGAAAAGAUGAGGGAGAGCAUUAAGAACAUCAAGAUCGCAAAAGAACAAGCAGAUGAGAAGCUGGUGGAGAUGCAGAUUAAGGUGCAGCGCACUAGCCAAGGUGAAGCUGAGAUUCAAGUAAUACUGAAACAGCUGCAGGACCUGCAGGCCAGCAUGCGCAAGACUAACGAACAGAAGGAAGCGGUUCACAAAUUGAUGGCUCUCUCUGAGUCCCUGCAGAAGGAGCUAAAGGACCUGAGCAAUGAAGAGGGCCAGCUAAAGAGAGGUCUGGCAAUGAAACAAGACAAACAGUCCAAGCAACAGUAUCGACAUCAGAAAAAGAAGGAGCUCAAGGACCAGCAUGUCCAAAACAUACUCGGGCAAUAUGACAAAGUUCAUGAAAAACGGGAGGAAAUCGUGGAUCGGAUAAAAAUAAUCACCCAAGAGACCACACAGUUCAAGGCAAAAAUGCAGAAGCUUAGAGAUUCCUGCAACCAGAACAGUGAAAAAGCUCAGGCCAUCUACGAUCGGCUGCUCACCACACUGGAGCAAUUCCACAAACGUCUUGAAAAUUUAGUGAUGGAGGGCAGUGCUGACAUCAUGAAAAUGAAAACCAAUUUCUAAACUUUUUUUUGCAGUUUUUCUCUCUUCGAUUUCUUUUUUUCUUUCUUUUUUUCCCCAGUAUUGUCCGUUUUCUCUGUACCUUUCGCAAAUGUUUGUCAUAUGUAAAUUUUCCUACUUUGUCCAGAAUAAAAUGAAAUAAAAUGGUACAUAACA
Molecule: messenger RNA, 1661 nt
Organism: Hemibagrus wyckioides
Lineage: Eukaryota; Metazoa; Chordata; Actinopteri; Siluriformes; Bagridae
Gene: nuf2
Product: UF2 component of NDC80 kinetochore complex
Exons: 14
Coding region: 144-1508 (454 amino acids)
Biological process (GO): kinetochore organization; mitotic spindle organization; attachment of mitotic spindle microtubules to kinetochore
Cellular component (GO): kinetochore; Ndc80 complex
Molecular function (GO): protein-containing complex binding
Source: RefSeq, a predicted model, not a curated record